UGCUGCUGCUCCUCCUUGUCGACUCUUCCCCCCCCCCCCCUUUCUUUGGCUUCUCCUCUCUCCCUCUCCGUGUCCCUGUCGCUCCUCCUCUGCCCCUGGCCAUCCCUCCCCGGCAAGGAUGUCCGAAGACGCGGGCCUCUCCGACCAGGUGUCUCGCCUUUGUGUCGAGGCGUUCGACCGGCUCCCGCGCAAGGGCCGGCCGGCCGCCGACCAGUGGACCGUCCUCGCGGGCUUUGUGCUGGAAGACACGGCCAUCAAGGCCAAGGUCCCGGCCAUGCGAGUGAUUGCUCUUGGGUCUGGAACGCGGGCGCUGCCCCGGCACUUGCUGCCGGAUGGCCCGCCGGGUCUUGGCACCUCGUCUCUGGCCCCGGGGGACCUGGUGCUGGACAUGCAUGCGGAGGUGAUGGCUCGUCGGUCGCUGGUGCGCUUUCUCCUGCUGGAACUCUGCCAUGCACUUGGGGCGCCGAAUCCCCAGGCGCCCGACACCCCCGCGCCCUUCGACCAGCCAAUCCUCUUGCGCGCGUUGAAGCCCGAUGCCCAGGUGUCCCCCUUCCGCUGGAAUGCGCGCUACCGCCUGCAUUUCUACGUCAGCCAGGCACCCUGCGGGGAUUGCUGUGUUUUCCCCAUGGCCCAGGGGGCGGAGCAGCUGGCCAUCGACUCGGAUUUGAUCCACUUCACAGACCGGCGCUCGGAUGGGCCGGAACCCGCCCCGGCCAACAAACGCCGGCGUCUGGAGCCCGAGGCCUCUGGCGCGCGGGACCCGGCCCAGCCCGCUGAUCCCGGCGGCCAGACCAACAAAACCGGCUCCAAGGCUCUCCCUGGCGCCGGGGACCAGGAUCAGUUUGGCGAGGGCGUCCAUGUUCUGCAGCCGGGCAUUCUGCGCACGAAGCCCGGUCGCGGCCCCCCGACACACACCAUGUCUUGCUCGGACAAGGUGGCCAAGUGGGUCGCGCUCGGGCCUCAAGGGGCCCUGCUGGCGGCGGUCCUUGAGCGCCCAGUUCCCAUCGCCAGCAUUCACAUUGGCGAAAUCUUCGACGAUGCCGCGGCCAAUCGAGCUCUCAUCGGACGCGUAGGCGCCCUUCGCGCCGGCUCCCAUCCGACCGUCCAUCCUGCCCCGAUGAUCUUCGAGCACUCGCUGGCGGCCGUCACACGGGCCUCUCAGCCCGGGACGACCGUGCGCAAGAGCGAAGCCGCCAUCGGCUGGAAUUCCCACGAACCAUCAGUCGUCUGCGCCAUCGCACAGGGCGUCAAUCUUGGUGCCUCGCUCAAGAAGCACCCGGCCUCCAAGCUCCGAUGCUCCCUGUCCAAGGUGUCUCUCUUCGCCCUGGGCGCGGUCAUUCUCUCCCAUCCCAGCAUGGAGUCUGCCCUUCCGGCGGCCGGGCGAGACCUUUUCCGGCCAUUGCGCACACUGUGGCUAGCCCCGGUCUCGCCUGCCGAGGGCCUCAUGCAUGUGCCACCAACCGUCGGCCAGGCGGCUGGCAUGGCCGCCAAAAUGCCCCCCACCCGGACGGCCCCUGGCAUUCGGUAUGCCGAUGCCAAACGCCUUUCCGCCUGGUAUGCCGACAGGCGCCGUGCCCUGCUUUCCGGCCCCUUCCUCGAAUGGCUCGGCAACGGUGGCGCCAGACUCCCAAGCUCGCCUGCCACCGUCCCGCCUCCCCGUGAUUUGCUCUCCUCUGUUCGUCUCUACGCUCGGCGCGAGCCGGAUGAUGCCAGCGUCCAGGACGACUUUCUCCUGCACUGGCCCGCCGACAAGGCGGGCCCCUAGGUAAUAGACCAUGUCGGGGGAGGGGCUGAUCGAUGGAAAUGUUUGAAGAGUGUAUUGCACCCUACCAACGGCUACGGUGAUGUCCACCGCCGCCACCGGUGCUGCUACUGCUGCUGCUACGGCCGCGGUCGUCGCGACUCGGCGGACGAUAACGAUCGCGGUCGCGUCCGCGAUCGCGAUCACGCUCGAAGUCCCGACCGCGAUCGCGGUCCCAGUCACGGUC
Fonticula alba is the source of this 1988-nucleotide messenger RNA. RefSeq lists its product as hypothetical. Gene Ontology annotation, molecular function: RNA binding; adenosine deaminase activity. The record is from RefSeq and is a predicted model, not a curated record. NCBI's taxonomy places the organism in Eukaryota, Rotosphaerida, Fonticulaceae. Gene Ontology annotation, biological process: RNA processing. Bases 119 to 1765 code for a protein of 548 amino acids. The transcript is spliced from 4 exons.